AUGGGUGUCGAGCUUCAAGGGAAUGGGGUUGACGAGGCACCCAUGAACCCGACAUUGGCGGUCCCCUUGUACGCCAUGGCGGGAUUUGUUUCGAUCUUGUUCUUUUGGCGAAUGCUCAUACGCAUAGCACAUCGACGUCGAAGGCUAAGAGCUCAACAAGAAACUGAUCAAAUACAACUUGCGGGAACUAAUCAAUUGACCUCACUAUUGAAGAAGCAUGUUUCCUAUGCUCCUUUUUACGGCACCCGUCACAGCCGAGAGCUUCGUGUUGGCCGCCUGCACAUGGGAACUCUUCCCUUGCGACUGGAGAUGAUACUCCUCAUAAUAUACCUCGGUCUCAAUCUGAUCUUCAUCUUUGUCAUGGUGGACUGGUGGGAAGAUUACUCGGAGAAGAUGUAUCAGCUCAAGUUUGCGGCCGGCCAUUUGGCCGUGAUGAACACGCCGGGUCUGGUAUUGAGCGCUGGCCGCAACAACCCGCUAAUACAAUUGCUCGAGAUCCCAUUUGACACGUUCAAUCUGAUGCACCGCUGGGUCGGUCGCGUGAUUGCCGCAAAUGCAGUGGUCCAUAUGAGCGCGGUUCUGGCAAACCAAGGGUAUUUGCACGGGAAAGAGUACAUCGCCUACACAAUUUGGCGCAUGCCUUUCUACAUCUAUGGGUUGAUCGCCGUCCUCGGUUUCGUCUUCAUCGUCCUACAGUCAUGGUCGCCGGUUCGUCAUGCCUUUUAUGAGCUUUUCCUGCACCUUCAUAUUGCUCUGGCGAUUAUGUCCUUCGUCGCGCUGUGGUAUCACCUGAAGAAUCUCUUGCAGCAACGCGUGUUAUUAGGCACGCUGAUUCUUUGGGGACUUGACCGCGCAAGUCGUCUUAUAGUUCUUCUCUGGCGCAACCUUGGUAAACGGCCCACGAACGCCACCGUGGAACUCCUCCCUGGCUCUGUUGCCCGUGUCGAUAUCGAAGUCUGCCGAGCUUGGACAUUCCGGCCUGGGCAAUACCUCUACCUUUAUCUUCCUUGUCUCGGCCUCUGGACUUCACACCCAUUCACCGUUGCCUGGGCGUCUUCCGAUUCGACACAUUCUCUUGAAAAACGUGAUUCUGAGGAUUCCCUUGCUACCUUGGUCAAUCGGUCAGAUAGGCAGACCAUGUCAAUCCUGAUCAAGAGCCAAGAUGGCUUUACAAAGAAGCUACAUCGGAAAGUUGAAGCCUCGUUUGAUGGCAGGUUACAGGCUACUGCAUUGGCCGAGGGGCCGUUCGGUGGAAUUCACUCUCUCGAGUCUUAUGGCACUCUUCUGCUCGUGGCUGGCGGCAUUGGCAUCACCCAUGCCGUGUCUUAUCUGCGCAAGUUGAUCGACGACCCUUCUAGCUCCCACAAAACAGCCACCCGCAGAAUGCACCUCGUCUGGGUAGUCCGCAACAUGAGCCAUCUCACGUGGAUCCAACCAUGGAUGAACGAGAUCUUUAACCACGACAUGCUCAGUCGCACCACUCAUCCUGGCGCCCAGGCCUCUGGCGAAAACCUCGGCGCCACCCUCUCGAUCAGCAUCUAUGUCACCGGACACAAAGAAGACCUGGAAGACUACGUGCCCGGUUCCAAACCCACGUGGGUCUUUCACGCACCGAAACAUAUUCCGCUCACCAUUGACCAAGAAAGACCGGAUAUGAAGACCUUGGUCCAGCGUGAGCAAAAGGAUCAGGUUGGUGCGAUGGCGGUUAGUGUUUGCGGGCCGGGAAGUCUUGGGGACAGUGUUCGGGAUGCUGUUCGGGAUAUUCAGGGGGGAGAAGAUCGUUGA
Penicillium diatomitis is the source of this 1785-nucleotide messenger RNA. Its product is annotated as ferric reductase family protein. Gene Ontology annotation, molecular function: ferric-chelate reductase activity. Gene Ontology annotation, biological process: iron ion transport; copper ion import; intracellular iron ion homeostasis. Gene Ontology annotation, cellular component: plasma membrane. The record is from RefSeq and is a predicted model, not a curated record. The transcript has 5 exons. The coding region runs from base 1 to 1785 and encodes 594 amino acids. NCBI's taxonomy places the organism in Eukaryota, Fungi, Ascomycota, Eurotiomycetes, Eurotiales, Aspergillaceae.